AUGGGCGUGCAGAGGCUCCUGGGCUCCGGGCCGGCGGUGGUGCUCGCGUGGGGCGACGUGGAGGAUCGAUGUGGUCAGGUGAUCGAAGCGGUGGGAGCCUGCCGCCUGGUUCUUGCUGGGCAGCAGGCGGCUUCCUGGAGACCGAGGGUUCCCUUCACGGCGAUGGCGCUGGACGUGGACGCCUUGGUGACAGGAGAGGUGGUGUCCAGCAUUUUGGCGCAGAUCGAGGCUUGGGUGCAGCGCCCCUUCCUCCUGGUUCUGGUGAGCCGUGCUUACCUCAGCCGGAGGCUGGCCCACAGCUUCAGACAGCACCUCCCGCAGGACAUCGCACUACUUCCGUGUCCGCCUGACCUGAAGACCGCCUGCGCAGAGGUGCCUGAGUUUGGCAACCGCUUCCUGGAGGAGGCGCGAAGGCUGCAGGCCGAGGGCUUGCACCUCACGCAGAGCUGCCUGGAUGCGCUUGAGAGGUGCGGCACCUUCGCCCAUGGAAAAAGCUGCGUGCGCGCAGCUGUACUGAACGGCUGCAAGCCCUACAAAUUCCCCCGAUGCGUCGUGCUGACCCGCAUCGACCGUGUGGAGGAGGGCAUUGUGAAGACCGGCAAGGCGAACCUGGCGGACCGCGAGCUCAUGCUGCGCCAGGUCUUGGAUCGCAAAAUCGAGGACGUCUGCGUGAAGCUGGACGUUCCUCGAACUGGGGCGCGGUCCUGA
Effrenium voratum is the source of this 708-nucleotide messenger RNA. The record is from the annotation of a GenBank genome assembly. NCBI's taxonomy places the organism in Eukaryota, Dinophyceae, Suessiales, Symbiodiniaceae.